This is a messenger RNA of Camellia sinensis, 1904 nucleotides long. RefSeq names its product aldehyde oxidase GLOX. Lineage: Eukaryota; Viridiplantae; Streptophyta; Magnoliopsida; Ericales; Theaceae. The record is from RefSeq and is a predicted model, not a curated record.
UCAUCGAUCAUCGAUCCAACAACACACCACCCCUCUCCUCUCCCUCCGUGGCAGCCUAUACGGUGUUUUGUACACACAGAGAAACAGAAAACAGCAAACCCAAGAAACACAAUGUCGUCGUCGUCGUCAUCAUCAUCAUCUAUGUCUUUCAAGAACCUUUCUUUCUUUCUCUUCUCUCUCCUCCUCCUCACCACCUCUCACUCAUUUCCCCUCAACACCACUACCACAUUCCCAAACCCUCAAGAAACGACGCCAUCAGGUACCGGAGGAGGAGAAUGGGUUCGGCUGCACGACAGCAUAGGCGUCUCUGCCAUGCACAUGCAGCUCAUGUACGACAACAAGGUCGUCAUCUUCGACCGCACCGACUUCGGACUCUCCAACCUCUCUCUUCCCUCCGGCAAGUGUCGCUACAACGACGCCGUUUUAAAACUCGAUUGCUCCGCCCAUUCCCUCCUCUACGACGUCGCUUCCAACACCUUCCGCCCCCUCAUGGUCCUCACCAACAUCUGGUGCUCCUCCGGCUCCGUCCGUCCCGACGGAACCCUAGUCCAAACCGGCGGCUACCUCGCCGGCGACAAGAAAAUCCGCCUCUUUACUCCCUGCUCCACCACCACCGACGCCGCCGCCGAACAGUGCGAUUGGUUUGAAUUGCCUCAACAACUCCUCGUCCGCCGCUGGUACUCCUCCAACCACAUUCUCCCCGACGGCCGCCUCAUCGUCGUAGGUGGCCGCAGACAAUUCAACUACGAGUUCUUUCCCAAGAACUCCAUCAAUGGCUCCUUACCAGAGCUCUUUAAUCUCCCCUUCUUGCACAACACAACCGACCGGUUCGAAGAAAACAAUCUCUACCCAUUUCUUCAUCUUCUACCUGAUGGUAAUCUUUUCAUUUUCGCCAAUCGGAGAUCGAUAUCGUUCGAUUACGUUAACAAUCGGGUUGUUAAAGAGUUUCCCGAAAUACCCGGAGAGAAACGGAACUAUCCGUCAACGGGUAGUUCCGUUCUUCUUCCUCUCCGGGGAAAUUCACCGGCGCCGGAGGUCAUGAUAUGCGGCGGUGCACCGGCCUUUGGGUUCUACCAGGCUGAAAAACUUAGUGUGUACGUGGCGGCUUCUAAGACUUGUGGGAGGUUAAAGGUUACAGACCCCGAACCUCAAUGGUUGAUGGAAAAUAUGCCAAUGAGUCGGGUCAUGUCGGACAUGAUACUGUUACCUAGCGGUGACGUGCUUAUUAUUAACGGCGCGUCGAAUGGGACGGCCGGGUGGGAGGACGCGGUCGGGCCGGUUCUCAACCCGGUUCUUUACUCCCCUACCCAACCCGAUCCGAGUAAGAGAUUCACUGUGCUCAGCCCUACCACAAUUCCGAGAAUGUACCACUCUGCUGCUAUAUUGUUGCCAGAUGGCAGAAUCUUAGUGGGGGGUAGUAAUCCCCACGUACAGUACAACUUCACAGCAAUGCCUUACCCAACUGAAUUGAGCUUGGAAGCUUUUUUGCCACCUUACAUGGCCAAAGAGUACUCUAAUCUCCGCCCUUCGAUCUUAACGGUGGAGGCUAGAGAUAAGGUUGUAUCGUACGGUCAGGGAUUCGCUAUCACGUUCAUGGUGGCAACCUACCGUCUAUAUCAAGAUUUUAAAGUGGCUGUGAUUGCACCGCCGUUUGCCACGCACUCUUUCGGAAUGAAUCAACGGCUGAUAUAUUUGGAUAUAAUUGGUGGGGCCCAAAAACUGUCGAUGUUUGGGUAUAAGGUUAGUGUGGUUGCGCCUGUAACACAAAAUAUUGCACCGCCGGGGUAUUAUAUGCUGUUUGUGGUUCACAAUGGGAUACCUGGAGAAUGUGUUUGGAUCCAGAUUAAUAAUUGACAAUCAAAACUACUUCUUGAUUUUUCAGUUUUUACGGUAAUCUUUUUUUA